CUAGACUUGCACGGCCGUUCGGGUACCCCCCUGGCCGUGCGAGCUCUCGGCCACAAGCGCACGGCCACAAGUGCACAAUGCACGGCCGUGCGCUCAGCCUGGCUUGGCCGUGCGAUUUGCACGGGCAUGGCAUUGUCUUGCACGGCCGUGCGCUAUGCCUGGCCUGGCCGUGCGAGCUCUCGGCCAGGAGUGCACGGCCAAGAGCGACAGGUACACGGCCGUGCGCCUCGGCUCGGCCAGGCCGUGUCGGCCUGCACGGGCAGAAGCACGCCGUGCACGGCCGUGCGCGCCUGCCCGUGCGGCCGGGGCUGCUUCAGCUGACGGUGAUGAUGGAACUGCUGGCGCUGCUGAUGAUGAUGCGUUCAUGACCGACAUCGACCUCGACGAUCUUGGCGACGAGUAGGCUGUGCUCGUUGCCCGUCUCAGUGUGUUUGUUUUGUUUGUUUUUUUUCUUUUUAGACUUUUGUGUGUUUGCUCCAUGUGUGCGGAGCUUGAACUUGGUGUCGUUUGUUUUUUUUUUUGGUUUUUCAUUUGUGGUUUGAUGUAGCCUUCUGGGCUAACACUUAUCCCUAACGCCAGUGUGCUAGUGUGUUUCUGAUGUUCGAUUUGUGCAGCAUUGUCCACUCUCCCGUUCGUUUCUCGCUGACUGGUCCACUUCCAGUCCCCCAGCAGUGUUCUUACCCGGUAACAUCGUUCCCCUUAUCUUUCCCUCUGCUCCAUUGAGGGCAAUGUCGUUCUUAAGUGUGGGGGGUGCUUUGUAUCGAUUGGAAUAUUUAUGAUGGUGUCCGAAUCUUACGAUUUGAGGGCUCCAAGUACUGCUGUUUGAUCAUAUUGGCACUGUGUUUUGAUGGAUGAAUUGAUUGGUUUUCGGAUUAAUGCUGUUUGCGACUAGGACAACCUAUGAUGAGGACUGAGAUGUGCAGUAGAACGAUGUAGGGGUUCAGUUUUUCAACUGUUUGCUUGACAACUGUGACUUGAUCUGACUUGCUCUGAUUACUUGUCCUUGACAGUCGUUUAUGCAUCUAGUUCAGGGUAUCAGAAUGUGAGAUAGAGCAUAUAGGUAGCCAUGUGAGAUUUGAGCCUGCUCGUUUCUUUCUUGUGCGAUAGAUCCCUCUUCCAUGAUGUGUAGCAUUCACGUUGUCACUAGCUAAGAUGAUGGGGGCAUAGGAUUAGCCCACGCCCAAAACUGACUGUCCUGAUGUGUCAUAUCCCCUAGUCAGCCCCUUUGAGCCGUGUGUUAUCCUUUCUUUUGGUCUAUAAUGAAAAGAAAUCACCCUUGUUGCAUCUUUUAGAAGGUUCCACAGAGUGGUUUUUAUAUAUUCUCUGCUGUUUCUGCUAAAGUCUAUGUGAGUGUUGGAGGUAGUGCUUAAAAGUUGGGCGGAUGUUUGAAAUAUGUGCAGGAGUGGUGGCUCUCUUAAGAAAUGAAAAGAAAAAUAAAAGAAAAACAAAGAAAAAUUGAAAGCAAAAGAGAGCCACUACUAAAAAUCUGAAUAAUGCCCAGUAAGUAGUGUUUCUUAGCAGUCUUGCUUGGAAAUGCUGAUGUUUAUGCCUCCUUCGCUCUUGUGCUCUUAAGAUAUUGAGUAAUGCAGGAUAGCAGAAAGAAAAUACCGGGUUGCUGACUGUGUUUGUGUGUUCGGGAAAUGUGGAACCUUUUGCUAUGAAUACUUCCACCACCUAAAAGGCCUUUUCCCCAUGUCCAAGACCCUAGCCAGUCAUUUGAACCUGUGUCUAAGACCUCCUGAUUAGUUAGUGGUGACACCCCAUAUGUGAACUCCAGCAUUUAGAGGCUGCCAUCAUGGUGAAGAGAUGAUAGGGAUUGAGAGAAAUAGCAUGCGCAUCUUUCGCAUCAAAUUGUCCUGACCCCACUGGUCGAGAGUGAGUGAUUCAUUUUCAUUUUCUAUAUGCUCUUGUACCCCGGUGAGGACCUAGAUUGCUCGGUCUCUAUUCUGAUGUCUUGAGUUGGAUGCAUGAGUUGACUGUUUUGAGUAAGUGGUUGAAUCAAGUCUAGGUUGGCCAGUGAACAGACGGGAGGCUCUUCCUUUACUCGAUUUGCUGCACUCGAAUGUCCUUUGUGGUGGUUGUCCAGGUUGUUAUUGAGGUUGUGCAUGUAUUGAUGUUUGAAAACCAGUGCGAUUCACGUGUUCUGUGCCUUUAUGACUUGUCCCCAAUGUUGGUUGAUUGAAAUAUGUAAGCUUACCUAGUGUCUGACUUGGUUUGCUUGGGGACAAGCAAACGGUUAAGUGUGGGGGAGUUUGAUAGACCGUCAUUUACACAUGUUUUUACCCCCGUUCUUACACCGUUUGAGGUGUUGAUUCUCGUGUUUUAGGCCGAUUUCACGCUAGGUUGUGCUUGUUUGUGAUAUUUCAGGUCCUAGUACGUGAAUGAAGGCUUAGGAGCGAGUCUGGGGUCGAUUGGACGAAGAACGGACGAGUGGCGAGGUUUUUGGGAGCUGCACGGGCAGACCAGGGGGGCUGCACGGCCGUGCACGGUUGCAAGCUGGCCGUGCGCCUCAUGCCGAGGAGCUGCACGGGCAAGCCCUGAAGAUUGCACGGCCGUGCACCUGGCCGUGCAAGAAGCCUGAGUUCGACUUAAGGGAUACGCUGCGUUUCAGGGUGCACGGCCAGAAUGGUGAGGUGCACGGCCGUGCACCCUGGCCGUGCAACUCGGGAAAACCCGGUUUUAAAGCCUAAUCCGAGCCAGAAGUGGGGGGAUCGGACCUUUUGAGCAAAAACAGAGCCCUAGAGAGAGAAAGAACGAAGAACUCACCCUAGAAGCCAUCUUGGAGCUGGAUUUCAUCAAUUCAAGCUUGGAGAUCGUCCUAGGAGUGGAAAUCAUCAUCCCGGAGCAGAUUUUCCUCAUCAUUAUGAGUAUGACUACUCCGAUUACUGUUUUCUUUUCUCUCUCUAUGGAGUAGAACCCUUCUCUAACUUGGGUAUGAAGAACCCUAGUUCCUUGUGUUAGGGAUUAGAUUGUAAUGACUUGGGAUGAUACUACUGUUUGAUUUUAAUCGAAUGAUGCAUGUUUCAUGAAUUGAUUUGAGUCUGAUCAGCUUGUCUCAAUUUCUGCUUCAACCUGAGAUAGAUAGAAUCUGAUUAGGUUGUUAGAGCCUCUUCAUUCGAUAGUAGGAGGUUGGCUAUACGAGAGUUAGCCAGUUUACUGCUUUGUACUGGUGUUCUUGGCGCCAGUAGUGGAGUUCUGUGUUCAUAGCCUCAGCUUUCUAUCCCGGUGAAGACUAGUCGUCUGCCGGGUAGUUAGACUGAGAGGGCUUGGUCAGCUUAAGAGAUUCCAAGCUACUGUCGGAUCUUCCGCAGUCUAAUCAACAGUAAAUCAACCC
Molecule: messenger RNA, 3334 nt
Organism: Linum trigynum
Lineage: Eukaryota; Viridiplantae; Streptophyta; Magnoliopsida; Malpighiales; Linaceae
Source: the annotation of a GenBank genome assembly